Messenger RNA from Humulus lupulus (European hop), 768 nucleotides. RefSeq lists its product as uncharacterized. The coding region runs from base 1 to 768 and encodes 255 amino acids. The record is from RefSeq and is a predicted model, not a curated record. The transcript has a single exon. NCBI's taxonomy places the organism in Eukaryota, Viridiplantae, Streptophyta, Magnoliopsida, Rosales, Cannabaceae. Gene Ontology annotation, molecular function: catalytic activity.
AUGGGGUCUUUAUACCUCAACAUGUUUAAGGGUUGGUGCUUUUCUUCAAAUUUAAUGCACCAUCCUAAUGGUAGAAUUGUAGUGGCUUGGAAUCCUCAGAGUUAUGAGGUGGAUAUUAGAGGUGGCUCUAGUCAAUGGAUGCAUUUUCGUUUGCAAGGCAGGAAUGGAAGGAACUUUGAGUUAACAGUGGUCUAUGCUCUUAAUGAUAUGAAGGGUCGGGAGCAGUUAUGGCUUGACUUAAAUCAUUUGGCUCAAGAGAUCAGAUGUCCUUGGAUUGUCAUGGGUGAUUUCAAUGCUGUUCUAUCCCCAUCUGAUAGGUUCCCUUAUAGAGGUAACGGUUCAGAACUAAUACCCUUUCAAAGCUGUGUGGAGUUUUGUCGAUUGGUUGAUGUGAAGUUUUCGGGCUCGUACUACACUUGGAAUAAUAAACAAGGAGGGAACGACCGAGUUUAUGCUAAGCUUGACAGAGUGUUAGCUAAUAAUAGCUGGUUGGAGAAUUUUAAGGAAGCUGAAGUGAUUUUUUUCCCUGAAGGACUCAUGGAUCAUUGUCCUUUUAUGGUGAACUUUGGUACUGCUCCUGUGACUAAAAGAUCCUUUAAAUUUUUUAAUUUCUGGUGUAAUCUUGAUGGUUUUCAGAGGAUAGUGUUUAAUAGCUGGACUAGAGAGGUUAAAGGGACCCCAAUGUUUUGCCUAGUCUCUAAGCUUAAAAGGCUGAGAAUGGAACUGAAAAACCUUAAUAGAGAUGGGAAAGCUGAUGUGUUUGUUUAG